AUGUCAGUGGUUGAAGGUAUUAUGACUUUGGUUGUUGACCAGAAUAGUGGUGAUAACAAUAUCAGAAGAAGAGCAGAACUAAGUUUCAAUCAAUGGGUUAAUCAAGAUCCUUCACAAGUUGCUCAUGUUUUAAUUGACUCAUCUUUAAGUGAUUAUUCUGUAGAUAUAGUACAAUCUUGUUUAUUACAUUUAAGAAGACUUGUACCUAAAUAUUGGUCAAUUGGAUUUGAAUCUUUCACAGGUACGGCUAUAAAUCAAGAGUUGAAAGCUUUAAUCAGACAAAAUUUGGUGAAAUUAGUUACUUCAACUGGUGAUUCAAAAAUUAGAAAUAGUGCUUCUUAUGUUAUUGUACAAAUAGCCGUUGCUGAUUACCCUGAUGAAUGGUCAGAUUUGUUGUAUGUACUUUAUGAACAUACUAAGGAUCAUACCAAUACAAAUGCCAUGAUGGGUGGACUUCAAGUUUUGAAUGAUCUUUUUGAUGAUCUCGUAACUGAAGAACAAUUUUGGAAUGGAGGUAUAGGUUCACAACUUAUAAAUCAUUUGAUGGAGAUUUUAUCAGAACCUCAAUUGUCAUCCGAUGUUAAAUCAUCUGCCAUUGCAUUAUAUAAAAGUGUCUUGAAUACUUUACAGAGUCCUGAAGCUUUUAAUGAUAGUACCAGAAAACAAUCUGUCUACCAACACAUAAAACAAUCAGCCGAAUUGAAUCAACGGUUAUUAACCGAUUCAGUGAAUAAUUCCACUGUUGGCAUUAAUGAGAAUAAAUAUAGAACGGCCAUCUAUUCGGUGUUAUCGGCUUUAAUAGGGAGUUUCAAUAAAAUCAUUUCCAAGGAUUUGAAAAUAUCUAUUUUGAAUACUUUGGUAGCUGAUUUUUAUCAUCUUUUACCUAUUUACUUAAGUGUUGGGAACAAUUCAGAUGAUGUACCGCAACCAUUCAAUGAUAGUUUCAGAGAACUUACCAGCCUUAUUAAUGAAUUACUUGGAGUUUUGAGCUUAAUUCAGCAUUCAAUCAAAAUUGGAGACCUUUGGAAUGAUCAAGAUUACGAAAGUUUCAUCAAAAAUAUCAUCAAAGUUACAGCUUUGAACAGUGAAUUGAUCGAAACUUAUGAAGCAGAUAUUAAUGAGUUCAUUAAUGAUGUCACGGGAUUGUCAGGAUUCGUUAAUGUUCGAGACUCCAUAAGUGAAUUAUUACUUGAACUCAAUACUCUUGAUUCCCAAAAGACAUUCAAAAUUAUGUCUCUGAUCAUUUUAUCCAAUGAUUACAGUCAAUGGACUUAUGCUGAAUCUUGUGUAUAUUUAUUAGAAAGCAUUUGUCAAAAUGAAGAUAGCGAGCUCAACAUUGAUGAAACAGCAUUAUCGAAAUUGUUAGAAAGUAUAUGUGCAUUAGUAAGGUACGAUAAUAAUCCAAACCAUCAUCCAUUAUUGACCUCAAGAGUAUUCUUAUGUUUACCCAAAUUUUUAGAGAAAUUCGAAACUUCUUUGAAUAGUAAAGUUGUGGUAAAUACCUUCCUCAUGAUGAUUGAAUUUGUUGGUCAAAUACCUGAAGAAAAUAGUGAGUAUAAUUUUGUUAGAGCUUCUUGUUUAAUCAGUUGUUCCAGUUAUUUCAACUUGCUCAAUUUAGGUGAACUUUUGUCCGAUGAUAAUAAGAAGAAUUCCAUUCAAUUGUCGAUAUUCAAAUUGAUUAUGAAUUUAUUGUUCGAAAGUGAAGAAGAUGCACUUGUGGUGUUAUUAGAAGCGUUAACUGUUUCUAUUGAUAUCGAUCCUGCCUUUGCUGCCCAUUGUUCUAUUUAUGAUGGCUUGACAGUGAUUGAUUUAGUAUUACAAAUCUCAUUCAAGAACCCUGGUAAUGUUCAAAUAACUGUUGAAUCAUCUAAUUGUUUGACUUCUUUAUUAAAGAAUUUAUCCCUCGAUCAAUACAUUAAUUGUUGUGAAAAAUCCUUACCAACAAUUUUGAAUAUCAUAAAUCUGUCCUUAGGUGAUAAUUCUGUAGAAUAUUCACCUAAAUUGGAUCUUAGUUUGGACCUUCUUAAUAUUAUCGUUGAAUCAGUUCCUGCCACCAAUAACGAGAAAGUUCUUCCUUCACAAAUCUUCAACUAUGUCUUUCCAAUUUUGAAGAAAUUGUUACUAUCAGCCUCUGAUGACCAAUUAUUACAAAGUGGUGGGGCUGUUUUCAAUAGUCUUUUACAAUAUGGAACUCAUUGUUUCGCUGAAUACAAAGAUGAAAAUGGUGAGAGUGGUAUGAAUUCUUUAUUAUAUAUUGUUCAUAAAUUCUUAUCACCAGAAUUGAGUGAUCGUGCUGCUUUGAAUAGUGGGAACAUUGUUACUUCCUUGGUCAAUAAAUUCCAACAACAAUUAGGUGAUGAAUUCUUAUCACAAAUCUUGAAAGCUACAGCUGAAAGAUUGGUCAUAGCUAAAGAGAUAGUCACUAUUGAAAAUUUGAUUAUGUUAUUCUGCAAUUUAGUAUUAUUAUCACCUGAAUCCAUGAUUGACUUCCUUUCAUCCAAUGUUGUUUUGAAAGAUCCAAAAUCUGGUGAGAAUAAACCUGGUUUGGAUUUAAUCUUGCCUAUUUGGUUCCAAUCUUUCGAAGUUACUCGUGGAUAUGAAAAGAUUAAACAAAAUGCUUUAGCAUUAGCUAAAAUCUAUUCUUUAGGCGAUAAAAGAAUUGAAUCAUUGAUUGUCAAUGGUGAUAUCAUUCCUUAUGAUGGUAACAAGAUCUUAACAAGGUCCAUGACUAAAUCCAUGCCUGAAAAAUAUACUCGAAUUUCAGCAUCUAUGAAAAUUAUCAAAUUACUUGUAGGAGAAUUAGAUUUCCAGUGUCAACAACCUAAUGAAAAAGACUUUUUACCAGAAGAAACCGUCGAUGAUGAUGAAGAUGAUGAAGGAGGUUGGGAAGAUUUGGAGGAUAUCGGGGUUCCUAACUAUGAAAAAUUAAAAUCUUACGUUGAAGAUGAAGAGGAACAGGAAUCCCCUCUUGAUGAUGGUUUGAAGAGUUUACUUGUUCAAUUCUUCAAAGAAUGUGUUUCCAAGAACUUAGGAGGGUUCCAAGCAUUCUACGAUCAACUUUCUGACGACGAAAAGAGAAUUCUUACAGAGAAUGUGUUUUUUUAA
Molecule: messenger RNA, 3105 nt
Organism: Yamadazyma jaroonii
Lineage: Eukaryota; Fungi; Ascomycota; Pichiomycetes; Serinales; Debaryomycetaceae
Source: the annotation of a GenBank genome assembly